Messenger RNA from Penicillium verrucosum, 726 nucleotides. RefSeq lists its product as uncharacterized. NCBI's taxonomy places the organism in Eukaryota, Fungi, Ascomycota, Eurotiomycetes, Eurotiales, Aspergillaceae. The record is from RefSeq and is a predicted model, not a curated record. The coding region runs from base 1 to 726 and encodes 241 amino acids. The transcript has a single exon.
AUGCCCCAUCACAAGUCGGACACCGUGACAAGAUAUAAACCUUGUCAAGUGUUAUCUGACCACCAAACCCCCUACGUAAUCUGGUUCGAAGAUACUCUUCACCAUUAUGGUGUUCCUACAUGGAAGUUCGAUCUCUACCUCCUUGUCAUGGACCUUGACAAGGCAGCAGAAUUACUUGUCAAGGCUGGAUGGGUUCUUGACACGCAAGGGCCACAUGUAAUCGGGAAUGCAAAAGUAGAACUCCCACAAAAGCGGCUCGUUUUUCCAAGCAGCAAGACAACAACUGUUCUUCUUCCAGCUCAAGAGUGGAAGUUUCCUCUGAAUGCCGACUCACCUGACGAUGCGCCGUUGACAACAGACUCACACGAGAAUGUGUCAUUCCCACCCCUACUAGGUUUCCUUGAUGCACUGAUUGAGAGCUGGCUGGACUCUCCUGGUGAUGAUGAUGCUAUGUUGUUGAUUCACUUGGCCUGCCAAAUCUCCUAUCUUUACGCCUAUGUACCCGCCCUAAAACAGCGGACAUUCGCCGAACAAAUGAAAUAUGAACACCGCCAGUUCCACUUUGAUGUGUCGGCAGGAAUGCAGACGGGCACUAUCCAAUUCAGAAAGCACCAGCAUGCUAUUCGAGAUGCAUUAUUACAGGGCCAGUAUGAACUACGGGAGUGUUUGGCGUCUCGUGAUAAUGAAGAUCUUUUUGAUACUGGGAGAGUGGGGAUAUCCUUAUGA